Molecule: messenger RNA, 783 nt
Organism: Camellia sinensis
Lineage: Eukaryota; Viridiplantae; Streptophyta; Magnoliopsida; Ericales; Theaceae
Source: RefSeq, a predicted model, not a curated record
AUGGUGAAUACGGACUCUAAGAAAGCUCGAAAAUUUGAAGAAGGGUUGGAUUUAGAUGUGUUUGAUUGGGUUGGUGUACUGAAACUGCCCAAGGGGGGGGGGAAUGGGGUGGUUCCUCCCACAUACUUGAUUUCUGUCAUGAAAGUUGUUAAACUGCUUAGGAAGGGAUGUAGGGGCUAUCUAUGUUGUAUUUUGACUGAGAGUUCUGAUAGUCCUAGUGUGGAAACUAUUGCUACUGUUUGUGAAUUUCCCAAUGUGUUUCCGAAUAACUUGCCUGGGGACUUAAUUGAUGGGAAGAUUGAAUUCAUUAUUGAUAUAAUACCUGGAACACAACCAAUUUCCAAAACCCCAUAUAGAAUGUCAACCUCUGAAUUGAAAGAAUUGAAAUCUCAACUUCAAGAAUUACCAGAUAAGAAGUUUAUUCACCCGAGCACUUCACCUUGGGGUGUUCCAGUUUUGUUCGCUUUGGGAACUGAACUCAGACUGAGUAGUGCUUAUCACCCACAGACUGAUGGCCAAUUUAAACGAACCAUUAAAACCUUGGAAGAUAUACUUAGAAUGUAUGUGUUAGACUUCCAAGGAAAUUGGGACACUUAUCUACCUCUGGCUGAAUUUGUAUACAACAAUAGCCAUCAUUUAAGCAUUGGAAUGGCUCCUUAUGAAGCAUUGUAUGGUAGGAAAUUCCGAUCUCUGAUUUAUUGGGCCAAAGUAGGCGAUAGAUCGUUAUUGGGACUGGAACUUGUUCAAGAAGCAAUUGAGAAGGUGAAACUGAUUCAACAAUGA